This is a messenger RNA of Phodopus roborovskii (desert hamster), 4587 nucleotides long. RefSeq names its product zinc finger protein 39. The transcript is spliced from 6 exons. Bases 373 to 2196 code for a protein of 607 amino acids. NCBI's taxonomy places the organism in Eukaryota, Metazoa, Chordata, Mammalia, Rodentia, Cricetidae. The record is from RefSeq and is a predicted model, not a curated record. Gene Ontology annotation, biological process: regulation of transcription by RNA polymerase II. Gene Ontology annotation, molecular function: RNA polymerase II cis-regulatory region sequence-specific DNA binding; DNA-binding transcription factor activity, RNA polymerase II-specific.
CGGUCGCCCGGCCUUUGUCUGGGAGCCGCCAUCUUGGGCUUGGUGUCAGCUGCCCGGGAAGCUCCUGCGCAGCUUUGGUGGCGCGGUGACGCGGUGGGUGCAGAGCGAUGGUAGGAGGGCGCCGGCGUCCCCAAGAAGUGGACAUGAUCCUUCUUAUCUCUGUGAGAGGAAGGCCACAGUAGGCACUGGAGGAUGAGAUAAAGGAGGAGAAUCAAGAUGCUCCAUUUGACAGUCAGGCCACUCUCUGAAGCUCAGCUGCCUCUUCAACCACCAGGCUCAGUCUCCUCUACUCUGGAGGUCUAGGUGGCUGUGCUGUAGACUCUGUUGCCCUGUGACGUGCUGGUGCGGGGAGUUCCAUAGGGAGGACACUCGAUGCCCUGGAAGCCAGAAAUGGGGUUGGUGUCAUUUGAGGAUAUAGCUGUGGAAUUCACCUGGCAGGAAUGGCAGGACCUGAAUGAAGGUCAGAGAACCCUCUACAGGGAUGUGAUGCUGGAGAACUACAACAACUUGUUGUUCUUGGGGCACUGCAAGACCAAACCUAAGUUGAUCUUCAAUUUGGAGCAAAGACUUGAGUCAUGGAUUGUAGGAGAAGCCUCAGAGCAGAGCAUCCCAGAAUUCCAGGAAAUGAAUACCCUGAGCAAGGUCUGUCCAGAAACCAAAGCAAGACAUGUGUGGCAAGUUGCACUCGACAGUGAUACAUCAAAGGAGUUGACUGGAAUAGGGAAGGCAUUCAAUGUGAGUGCACACCAUGUUUCAAAUCAGAAUAUAAAGAAUGAGAACCCACUAGGAAUGUGUCCUAGAAAGCUUAUUCUGUGGAAGAAUGCAUAUUUUCAUAGUGGUGCUGAUGAGCUAGAAGUUCAACCUGAUGAUCUUAAUGGAACUGUAAAAUCCGUCAGACAUCCAGAGCAUGUUAGUCUAUACAAGUCUCAAAGUUCACAAAGUUAUUUUCAAAGUCUUAUACCAGGGAGGUCCUUCAGCACAAAAGGAGUAUUACUGACUCAUAAGUUCAGUGAAUAUGCAAGAUCUUUAGGUGAUGCAGCAUUUAUUGGAAAGCAGAUGGCUCAGAUAAGGGGGAAAUCUUUUGAAUGUAAUAUAGCAGAGAUAAAGUGUGACAAGUCUGACCUUGAUGAAAAUGAGCAAAUACAUCCUGGAGAGAAACAUUACAAAUGUAAUGACUUUGAUAACCCUUUCAUUACUGAAUCAUACCUUCCAAAACAUAAAGGACAGCAUGCAGGAGAAAAACUCUUUGCCCAGGGGGAAUAUGAGUUUUCUCAGCAGUCAGAAGUGAGUCUCCAUCAGAAAAUCCACAGAGGGAAAAAGUCCUAUGAAUGUAAAGUAUGUGGAAAGUGCUUUCAUUGGAAGACGAGCUUCAACAGACAUCAUAGUACUCACACUGGUGAGAAGCCCUAUGAAUGUACGGAAUGUAGUAAAGCUUUUUGCCAAAAGUCACACCUCACUCAGCAUCAGAGAGUUCAUACAGGUGAGAGACCAUAUAUAUGUUUAGAAUGCAGGAAAGCUUUCUAUCGUAAGUCAGAGCUCACUGACCAUCAGAGAAUUCAUACAGGUGAGAAGCCUUAUGAAUGUAAGGAAUGUGGGAAAGCUUUUUGCCAAAAGCCCCAACUCACUCUACAUCAGAGAAUUCAUACAGGUGAGAAGCCCUAUGAGUGUACAGAAUGUGGGAAAGCCUUCUCCACCAAGUCCUAUUUAACUGUACAUCAGAGAACUCACACAGGUGAGAAACCUUAUGAAUGUACAGUAUGCAGGAAGUCAUUUAUCUGUAAGUCAAGUUUCAGUCAUCAUUGGAGAACUCAUACUGGUGAAAAGCCCUAUGAAUGCAAGCAAUGUAUGAAGACAUUCUACCGCAAGUCAGGCCUGACUCGACACCAGAGAACUCACACAGGUGACAAACCCUAUGAAUGUCAAUUAUGUGAGAAAGCUUUUUACUGCACUUCACACCUCACUGUACAUCAGAGAACUCAUACAGGUGAGAAACCCUAUGAAUGUAAGGAAUGUAGGAAAUCUUUCUAUGAUAAGUCAAACCUUAGACGGCAUCAGAAGAUUCACACUAUGGAGAAAGUCUGUGAAUGCAAACAAUGCAACAAAUCUUUACUGAGUAAUACUUCUCAACAUCAGACAGCGUACUAUGAAUAUGAAGAAUGCAAGAAAGCUUUGCACCAUAAAACAAACUUCACUUAGACAUCUAACACUUGUUACAGGUACAGGAACCUGUGAAUGUAAACAUUCAGGAACAGCAAGUCAGAUCUUACUGUACAUAGGAAUACCUACAUGAGAAAUUAAACCUUAUGAAUAAACAGUUAAGGAAAAUCUUGACUUAUGCUUUUUUAUCAAAGAACUCACAAUUCACUGACAUGUAAUUUAGCUAGGUACAUUAGUGAUUGUUUUAACCCAACAUAAGUCAGAUGUUUAUGGUGGAGGGUCAUUUGUUCUCAAGCAACAGAGGAUGACACCAUGACUUAUAAAAAAAGCAAAGCUUUCUUCUUGAAGUUCUCUUGACAUGCUAUCAGAAUUUGGUGUGAAACCUAUGAAGGUGAAGAAUUGCCCCAAACAGAACAGAGUUUAGAACUCAUUGCUUGUUGUCUCUAUACUUGGGAGGGCGAGGAAGGAAGAUCAGGAGUUAUAGUCUAAUCUUGGUUACAGAGUGAGUUGAAACCCAGCCUAUGUUACAUGAGACCUUAAAGCAACAACAAAACAACAACAAACCCCCAAGAAAUAAGUAAAAAUACAAACAUUUGAGAAUCUAAUGGUGUCAUAAACCCUAUACGUGACAAAGGACAAGAAUACAAUUGGGAGGAAAUGUUGUCAUACCUCCCUUCCAGUUGACUAUGCUAUAGGAGUUCUAGUCAUGUAGGUUUGGAAAAAAUGAGUGGAAUUAUGGGAAUCAUGUUACUGGGCAUCACUUCACUCAUAAAAGCAAGUCUACUUGAAUUUGAGCAGUUAGGAGGGCUCAGUGACAGAGUGCUUGGCCACUAUAAAUGUUACCCAUCUUUCAUACAGUUUACCUUUUAUCACCUUAUAUUUAUUUGUGUAGGCAUUCCAUAUCAUAUAUGUCAAGAUCAGAGGACAAACUCUCCAAAGUUAGUGGAUCCUUACUAGAAAACUCAGGUUGUCAGGCUUGGCAGCAAGGGUCUUUAUCCUCCCUCUGAACUAUCUCCUGCCCCUGUAUUUCAUACUCAAAAUUUCUGUAAAAUAAAAGCAGUUCUGGAGAUACUUCAGUCAGUUCAUAAAGGACAUUUCUUUGAUUAUUUUUAGUGAAAUCUUCCUAACUUUUCAACUUGUAGAAAAAGGUCUUGUUACAAACACCCCAACUCAUAUCAAAGUCCAGCUCUUCCUGCCUUGUGAGUACUUAGAUUACAUGUAUGUGCUACUGUGCUUAGCAUAAAAUUUUAAGGCUUAAAAAAAAUUAAGAAUGAAAACUUCUGGAGCUUUUUUUGGCUGCUGUCUGUGUGGUCUAAAUGCUUCAUCACCAUGUUAUAAAACAUUUGAACAAAUGAAAGAUUUGAUGGCUUGGUGAAAGGAUGCCAAAUCUGUCAAAAUCAAGAAAAAUGAGGGUAACCUGAAGUUCAAAGUAAACUGCAGCAGACAUGUAUACCUUGAUAAUUGUGUUCAGUUGUGUACAAGCAGGAUGGUCAUCUCCAGUCAGCGUAAAUUGACCUCCAACCUGGGGCACUUGUGGUUGACAUAAAUGAAAGCUUAUUAGUUGAUACUCAAAUCUAGUGAACAGGCUUGAACACACAUCUCAGAUAUUAGUAUGUCCUAUAUUAAUAUAUUUUGUUUUAGAAAUCUGAAUUGAAGGCACUCAGCAUAAGUAGAGAGAAUUUGUUACAUGUGUAACAGAUACAGUUGGAGACUACUUAAGAGGUAGGAUGCAUGCCUUUUGAUGUAUAUGGUUUUGAUUGCAAUUCAGACCUUCAUAGCAUUGAAGUGCUCUGGUUGUAUUAUUUAACCUGGUAUUAUUGUGGGCAACUAUCUGACAGAACCAAUUUAAGGGUGUGCAUAUUUACUUAGAUUCUAAUUUCAUGUAGUUAAUAGUUACUUGACCCUCAGACCAUGUAGAUCAUGGUUGGCAGAAGUGCUUUCUAACCUCUAGAUAGGAAAUAGCAAGGAAGUGGCUGAUUAUCAAGCUUAUUAUUUAAAGAUACCUAACUGUGACACUGUGACAUGUAUUAAAAGGAAAAAAAAAAAAAAGCCCCUUCCUGAAGUUUAUAUCAUCUCUAAAGUAUUGCCACAAUCUGAGAGCCAAAUAUGCAACACAGAAGUCUUUGGGCAACAUUUCAGAUUCAAAUCAGAAUGUACAGUUUUCAUAUUAAACAGCUACCCCAUUUAUAUUUUGUUAAAUAUAUCCUGUUCAUAUAAAGUUGUAUGAAUAUUUUUAUAAAACUAUUUAUUCAGACUGAAACUGAAGCACUAUCCACUGCUCUGAGAGGGCAGCCACUAAUGUAUUUACAAUAUUUAACCGACACAGAACCUGCUGUUGUAUCUUAUAUCGACAGUUCAUGUUGAAAUGCAGAAAUCUGGUACACAAUUGUUUAUAAUUGAUGUCUGAAUUAAAGCAUUUUUGGUCAACAA